ACAAAAGAAAUCCAAACCACCCAAAAAACAGAAGAAAAAAAAUAUGUAGAGAAUCACACUCAUUUUUCUUUCUCACUGUUGCGCCAUUUCUAAAUUCUAUUUGCUCACCAUGGAAACCAUUCUUUCUUCUCCCUCACUCUCACCUCUCUUCAACCCAAAACCUUCUUCUCCUAAGACGCUUUUGUCCCCCUCUCUCCAACCCAAUUCAAAGUCCCUCCUCCUCACAAAACCCAUCACCUCAAGCCUCAAAAAGCAAUCUGUUCCAUCACUCAAAACAUCUUUGCCAAUACCCAAGGACUGGUUCUCUUAUGCCCAGCAAGGACUAGCAGCUCUUGCACUGUCUUUAGCACUAAACUUUUGCCCACUCUUGCCUGGUGGCAAUGCACUAGCAUCUGAGUUUGAUGUGCUUAAUGAGGGACCACCCAAAGAUUCCUAUGUUGUUGAUGAUGCAGGCGUGCUAAGCCGGGUGACUAAGUCGGAUAUAAAGAGGUUGAUGUCGGAAUUGGAAUAUAAGAAGAACUUCCACAUCAAUUUUGUCACUGUUAGAAAGCUCACUAGCAAAGCUGAUGCCUUUGAGUAUGCUGACCAAGUUUUGGAGCGCUGGUACCCUUCUGUUGAAGAGGGCAACAAUAAGGGCAUUGUUGUGCUUGUCACCAGUCAAAAAGAAGGAGCAAUCACUGGUGGCCCUGCAUUUGUCCAAGCUGUUGGAGAAACUAUCCUUGAUGCAACUGUAUCAGAGAACCUUCCUGUCUUGGCUACAGAAGAAAAGUACAAUGAAGCUAUUUUCAGCAGUGCCAAACGGCUAGUUGCUGCCAUUGAUGGGCUUCCAGACCCCGGUGGCCCCAAGCUUAAUGAAAACAAACGCGAAUCCAAUUUCAAAACCAAGGAGGAGACGGACGAAAAGCGUGGACAGUUCUCUCUUGUAGUUGGAGGAUUGCUGGUGAUUGCCUUUGUUGUUCCUAUGGCACAAUACUAUGCGUAUGUCUCAAGGAAGUAAGGGUGGAAUUUGCUCAGUUAGAUUUGUCUUUCCAUUGUUUCCCAUAAAUUUCGAAACAACAUGUAUAACAUGCAGUUAUACAAAUGAUCAUAUUAAAAUGGUUGUUGAGAGACUUGCAAUCAGAGGGGAUCCUUGUUCGUGUUGAUAUUUGUAAAAAUUUAUAAUGGAAUUAAGUUGUACCUAUGACUAA
This is a messenger RNA of Prunus avium (sweet cherry), 1187 nucleotides long. RefSeq names its product thylakoid lumen 18.3 kDa protein (gene TLP18.3). The record is from RefSeq and is a predicted model, not a curated record. Lineage: Eukaryota; Viridiplantae; Streptophyta; Magnoliopsida; Rosales; Rosaceae.